Lodderomyces margitis is the source of this 1497-nucleotide messenger RNA. RefSeq lists its product as uncharacterized. Gene Ontology annotation, biological process: protein N-linked glycosylation; cellular response to oxidative stress. Gene Ontology annotation, cellular component: endoplasmic reticulum membrane. The record is from RefSeq and is a predicted model, not a curated record. NCBI's taxonomy places the organism in Eukaryota, Fungi, Ascomycota, Pichiomycetes, Serinales, Debaryomycetaceae. The transcript has a single exon. The coding region runs from base 1 to 1497 and encodes 498 amino acids.
AUGAUCAUAGGUUCAACAUUUCGGUCUAGAUUUGGUAGUACUUUAGAGUCACACCAGAUAGAUGAUGAUUAUUCGACACCAAUAGACGAAGCAGAAUCAAACACAUCUUCAUCACCACAUCCACUACUGAAUUCACAUACAUCUUCACCUUCUCUUUCACAGCAGAAAUGGCUACGUCAAGCAAGGCACUCCCAUACGACCUCAGGAUCACAGAGUGCAGACCUAUUGGCACCACGCGGUUUAACCGAAGAUAACGAAGUACAUCCACAACAGCAAAGCUCAUCAAAUCUACAACACCGAGCUUCAUAUACUAGUCUCACCCAAAACCACGCUUACUUCGAUGAACUACAAUUUGACCCUGAAGAGCCGGUUCCCACAUACGAAACAUCACAGCUAAUGCAUCAGAACAACCAAACUCCACAACAGGAGCUUGAAACAACUCAAUACUUAUCAGUGGAUCCUCAGAUUACUGCACGAGAGCUACCGGCUGGACUUGCGUCGCACUUGUAUACCCCUAUUCCGUCACUUCCUAUACCGAGAACUUCGUCAAUGUUUAUCCUGGAUUCCAUAGAGUCAUCGCAAUCGACAACACCAAACAUAUUGCAGCAGCAACAGCUACAGCAACAACAAUUGGGGGCAUCUCACACCCUGCAUCACUCAUCAUCAACAAGCACACCGUCCACCAGUUUGCAAUUGCGUAACAAGUUCAAACAAACUUCAAUCAAGAGAUUAGGCUUGAAAUUUCUAAAUGCUAGACAACAUUUCUUAUUAGCGUGCUGUCGUGAUAUAUCUUUAAUACCACCUUUAAUCGGGCUAUACCAAUCUUGGAAACGUAUUUAUCAGGACGACGAUUUACAAGACUUGGCAUCAUCGUACAAGAUCACAACGGCAAGAGGUCUGGAACAUUUUCUCACCGGUGUUUGGUGCAUUGUUGCUGCUUAUUUAUCCUAUUCAAUUCUUGAUUCUUUGUUAGUAAGAUGGAUCAUUACAUACUCAACGUCGGCUGCAAUUGUGCGCGUAUUGUCCAUGUCCACAAUCAUGAUUACUUGUGAGUUAUACUUGGUCAGCACUUUUAGCGCGGAUGGGUACAAAUAUGGCCUACAUAUCUGGAUUCUAAUAAGUUGUAUUCUAACACUUACCUAUAUUGUGCAGAAUUUUGUCACCCUGAAUUUGCAACUUGAACAUCAUCAUAACAAUAUUCAGCAACAGGAACCAAUGAGAGGUGGUGAGACAGAGGUAAGCACUGAGAUGAAUUCACUGUCUCAGAGAAGUGUCAAUGGGUCAGGGCAUGGCAAUACUUCCAGUCGUAAUAAUGUCAAGCACCACAAUCAGAUGAGGACCAAAAAACCUAGACGGUUUUUUGACUUUUACAACAUUGUGGUUUUCGCUGUGGUACCCGUAGGACUAGCAAGUUUUGUCACAAUGAUUGGACUACUCAGAUCCCUAUUGAUAUUGAGAAUUGAUGUCGAUCAAGUAAUGAAGACGGCGGUGAGUUGA